Messenger RNA from Rubroshorea leprosula, 1688 nucleotides. The record is from the annotation of a GenBank genome assembly. NCBI's taxonomy places the organism in Eukaryota, Viridiplantae, Streptophyta, Magnoliopsida, Malvales, Dipterocarpaceae.
CGAAGCCCAGAUCACAAAAAGCUUCCUUCUUUGAUUUUGAUUAUAUUAUUAAGCACAACCCCACAAAUUUUUUUCUUACCCUUUAAUUUAUUUCCCGACAUGCAAGGUGUAUGCAUACAUGUCAGUAUUUGCAGAUGCGAUCCAAAUCUUUGACUCUUUUUGUUCAAGUUGUGGAUCUUUUCUGGGUCCGAAAUUAAUCUGGGACACGCAAUUUGCGGGGACAGCUUUAACGGGUAUUUCUCCACGUUAACAGGUUAGUUUGUCUGAAAAUGAUGCAAUUAUUGGUAGGUUAGUUUGUCUGAAAAUGAUGCAAUUAUUGGUAGUUUGAGAGGGAUUGGUUUUAGAUUCAAUAUUUCAUGCAAUGGGGUGGGAAUUCUCGUUUCAUCUGCGUGUUACAGUUAUUCGGUCGGUUGUACUGUUUAGAAUCCCUUUUCGAUCUUGAAAUCUCUUUUUGCUCAUCCGGGGAUUGGAGCUCUGAUGUUGGAGAGUGAGACAAUUGCAGAAAAGCUUGGGAGAUAGACUUCUAGUUAGGAGAUAGAGCGUAGGGUGUUCUAUACACUUGAUAUUUGAGUGAAGACUAUGGUGCCUGGAGCCAUUAUCUGCAAGGAAGCAAUUGCAAUUGAACCUCGAAUCGAAUUUGUGGAUUAUGACAUGUCAACUUCAAAUGUGGAGUUAAGGAGUUCCCCGUUCAGAAAAAUUGCCACUGGUCUAGGUGGAAAUCUUGGAACAAAUUCAAACAAUGAUGUCCAAGAGUUACUCGAGUGUCCUGUUUGCAUGAAUUUAAUGUAUCCUCCAAUUUAUCAGUGUCCAAAUGGCCACACCCUAUGUUCAACGUGCAAAGCCAGAGUACACAACUCUUGCCCAACUUGCCGCCAUGAGCUUGGAAACAUAAGGUGUUUGGCCCUGGAGAAAAUAGCUGAGUCACUGGAACUUCCUUGCAAAUACCAGAUUCAAGGUUGCAAUGACAUCUUUCCAUACUACAGCAAGCUCAAGCAUGAGAAAAACUGCAAAUAUCGGCCGUACAGUUGCCCAUAUGCUGGAGCAGAAUGUCCUGUCACUGGUGAUAUCCCAUUUCUUGUUUCACAUCUCAAGAAUGACCACAAGGUUGACAUGCAUGAGGGGUCUAGUUUCAACCACAGAUAUGUCAAAUCCAAUCCCCAAGAAGUUGAAAAUGCUAUCUGGAUGCUAACGGUUUUCAAUUGUUUUGGCCGACAAUUCUGUUUACACUUUGAGGCUUUUCACCUAGGGACGGCACCUGUUUACAUGGCCUUCUUGCGCUUCAUGGGUGACGAAGAUGAGGCAAGGCAAUUCAGCUAUAGUCUAGAAGUAGGUGGGAAUGGCAGAAAGCUUAUGUGGCAAGGAAUCCCUAGAAGCAUCCGUGAUAGCCAUAAAAAAAUUCGAGACAGUCAAGAUGGACUGAUAAUUCAAAGGAACUUGGCACUCUUCUUCUCAGGUGGUGAUAGGCAGGAGCUGAAGUUGAAAGUAGCAGGCCGUAUUUGGAAAGAACAGUGAGAUAAUCAAGAUACAAUAGCUAUUAUACCUUUGUUAAAAAGUGUACCAGAAAGUAGUUUAAAGCUGGUUGGAAAUUCAUGCAUUUCUCUGUAAAUUUUGUAGAUAAAGAUGGUUUGUGGGACAACUUCUAUUUGCAAGGAAUUGAUAUUUAGUCCUAUUAAACACCUGGAUUCUGA